AUGAUCGACGACGCGUGCACGGACUGGACCAGGAAGCCCGCAACGACGGAGAUCCCCACGGUCGCGGCGGACGCGCUCGACGAGCGCACAAAGCGGGAGCUUGCCACCCCUUCGGUCGCGCGCCCGCCAAAGCGCAAAGCGGUCCACUUCGCCUUGGACUUUGGCUGUGACGACCCGACGGACGACGGCGGCGGUGCGCCUUCGGAGCGGCAAGGAAAGGGGGCGGGAACGGGAACGGGCAUCGAGGCGAAGGUGCGCCGCACCUCCGCGUCCCUCUCCCUCUCCCGCUCCCGCUCGCCCGCCCCGCCACCGCCGCCUUUCCCAACGGGGUCCACCCCACCACCGCCGGACACCGCGCUCUUUGGGCCUCUCGCGCCCGACCCGGGACGCCCGAUCGCACAGCGCGAGCCGUCCGCAAACGACCCCCCGGCCGACCACCCGGCGCACGCGAACGCGCGCAGCUCGAAGCCGAAGCCGCACUGCCGGCACCGGGCCUCUCUGAAGAGGCGGCGCACGGACGAAGAACGCGCCCCGAGGCGCGCGUGCAGGAAAGAGGAGCACGAGCACGAGGUCGGUAUGGGGCUCAGGCCGGCGGUGUGGGAUCUCGAGGAGUUCUCGGACGAAUCUUCUGAAGGCAGCAUGUGGAGCGAGGACGCGGCCGCCCCUCUGGAGGUGGGCACCGACUUGAAGGGGAAGCGGCGCGCGGCGGCGAGGCCGGACGGCUUGCGCAGGGUGAUCCAAGCGGACGCGGAGUCGCCCGUGAACUCCGGGCUGACGCUCGGCACGGACGACGACGACGACCCGACGCACACGCUCCGUUCGCUCCGGCUCGAGAGCACGGUGGAGCUGGAGGUGCGGCGCGUCUACGGCUACGAAGACCGUGCGCGGACCGCGCCCAACGUCGGCGCGGAGGCCGUCGGCGUCGAGGCGGAGGACGGCUGCCCGUGCGGCAUCUGCAAGCGCAAGGCGGCGGCGAAGGCCGCCGCCGCCGCCGCGUCGCAGGAGGACGCGUCCGUCGCGCUCGUGAGCCGGCCGCUGCUGUUCUCCCCCACCGUGCGCGGUCCGGUGGACGUGCUCGCUGGCGCGACCGUUGCCCCCGCCUGGGUCGCGCAGACGCUUGGGAGGCUCGACGAGGAUAUGGAGAUGCUGGACAUCGCGGACGACCGCCGCGGUGGCGGCGGCGCGGUAGGGAAGGGAAAGGGAAAGGGAAAGGCGCGGGGAGGCUCGUGGAUCGGCUUCGACUUCGACCUGGACGUCGCGAUGGACGCGGAGGACGACGCGGUGCCCCGCGCGCUCAGGUUGCGCCGGGCGGGGUCCUGGGCUGCGCUGGGGAAUGUGCGCGAUGUGGGAGCGGCUGACACGGCGGUGACGGUGCCGUUCCAGCCGACCUCCUUGGUGAUGAUGCGUGCACGAUGA
This is a messenger RNA of Epithele typhae, 1416 nucleotides long. RefSeq lists its product as uncharacterized. The record is from RefSeq and is a predicted model, not a curated record. NCBI's taxonomy places the organism in Eukaryota, Fungi, Basidiomycota, Agaricomycetes, Polyporales, Epitheliaceae. The transcript has 4 exons. The coding region runs from base 1 to 1416 and encodes 471 amino acids.